Molecule: messenger RNA, 1227 nt
Organism: Arthroderma uncinatum
Lineage: Eukaryota; Fungi; Ascomycota; Eurotiomycetes; Onygenales; Arthrodermataceae
Product: kinase
Exons: 3
Coding region: 1-1227 (408 amino acids)
Biological process (GO): regulation of glucose metabolic process; protein phosphorylation
Cellular component (GO): mitochondrion
Molecular function (GO): pyruvate dehydrogenase (acetyl-transferring) kinase activity
Source: RefSeq, a predicted model, not a curated record
AUGCAGGAGACUGACGCUGAAUACGAUGGCAGUUGGGUUGAACGAGACGUCCGGCCUAUCAGUCUGCGCCAGUUGACCUUCUUUGGCCGUACGCUCACCGAGAACAGGCUGAUCAGCUCGGCAAACUACGUGCGGACGGAGCUGCCCACCAGGAUCGCACACCGUCUUCGUGAUAUGCAGAAGCUGCCGUAUGUCGUCGUGACCAACCCGCACCUCUCCUACGUCUACGAGCUAUACUACAAGGCGUUUGAACGCUUCCGGACGGUGCCCGAGAUAAAGACGAUAGAAGACAAUGAUAGAUAUUGUGAUGUCCUACGACACGCCCUCAAGGAGCAUCUGACCGUGAUUCCCAACCUGGCUAUGGGUGUGCUGGAAUGCCAGGACCUCGUUAAGCCAGAGGUCAUGGACCGGUUCAUGAAUACUCUGCUGCGAGCGAGAAUCUCGCGGCGAGUGAUAGCAGAGCAACACCUUGCUCUGACAGAUACGUUUAAUUCGCCAUGGCACUUCCCCGACCCCGGUGACCGUACAGAGCUGAGCGCUGAUUUCGUUGGUGAAGUCUUCCUGAAAUGCAACGCAAAGGAUGUCGUAGAGCGAUGCGGCAAGCUGGCUCGAGAUCUACUACGACAGACCCUCGGCCCGGACGCCAAAAUCCCAGAAAUAUCCAUCCAGGGCCAUCUAGGCGCCAUGUUCCCUUACAUACUCAGCCAUCUCGAAUACAUCGUGGGAGAACUGUUGCGGAACUCCAUGCAGGCCGUCAUCGAGAAAUACAAGGACUGUCCUGGCGCCCCUCCUCCCAUCGAGGUGCUCAUCUGUGAAGCUCCCCAGCACGUCAUCAUCCGCGUUUCUGACCAGGGCGGCGGCAUCCCUCGAGAACUCCUCCCGUAUCUCUGGUCAUUCUGCAAGGGGCCUCGUACGGAAACCCGGCUGCAGAACCUAGGCCAGAUCCACGCCAUGGCUGCAACGAUGCAGGAGCUAAAGGUCUCGCACCAGCCAUCAAAAGUCUCCAGAGGCGUCAAGGAGAAUUCUCUUGACUCGCUCAGCUCGCGUCCGCCGAAUCUGAGGCUUGGAAUGGGUCUUCCGAUGAGUCGUGUUUAUGCAGAGUAUUGGGCGGGCACGCUCGAACUUCAUAGUCUCGAAGGCUACGGUGUCGAUGCCUUCCUGCAAAUUUCUAGACUUGGGAACCAGAACGAGCAGGUGUCCAAGAGAGCGGCCAUUGACGCUGUAUAG